AUGCACUUAACAUUUGUAGUUAUUCUCUGCCUUUCGCACCUCUCGCAAAUGAGAGCCAAUUCCCAGAUAGUGUACAAAUCCACAAACAUAGAAUGCUUUCCCGAUCCCGCAUUCGCGGUAAACUCGACAUGUCGCAUAAGGGCGGUUAAUUGGAAUAAAGCGGUUGCCCAAAUGGACUGUGAUCUCAUUACACCUUUGGCAAACACAUCGGUGCAAAUCGAAGUGUUUAAGAAGAGCGACAACAAUCGAUAUCAACCAUUUCUGGUCAACGUGACCGUGAAUAUGUGCGAUGUCAUAUCCAAAAGAAACUUCAUACCGUACGGCACGAUGUUUUGGAAAAUACUCAAAAAACAUACGAAUGUUAAUCACAGCUGUCCAAUAAUGCCGGGGCAUCUAAUCGCAAGAAAUCUGUACAUUGAUAAAAAUAUUUUGCCCAGAUUCCCUUUGGCCUUCUAUCAAAUUUACCUGAAAGUCAUUGAGAACUAUGCGGAUCGACCCAGCAGAACCGCUGGCGUCAUAAAAUUCUAUGUUCAAGCUAGGGAAAUGGUGAAAACAAAAAAGAAAAAGGGAACAAAUGAAGCUAUAUGA
Messenger RNA from Drosophila virilis, 588 nucleotides. RefSeq lists its product as uncharacterized. NCBI's taxonomy places the organism in Eukaryota, Metazoa, Arthropoda, Insecta, Diptera, Drosophilidae. The record is from RefSeq and is a predicted model, not a curated record.